AUGGCGGAGGAUGUGGCGGUGGUGCAUGACGAAACAUCCAACGCCUGCUGCAAUGGGUUGAAAAAGAAGCACUUGAAGCUUUUGGAGAAGUAUUCGAAGCUGCACCGCGUUGCAUUGGAGGAACUCAAGUUGCAAGUUGAUAUAUGGAAAGAUGAGAAAGAAAUAGAGUCUGGCCGUCGUGUUUAUCUUGAGGAUGAAGUGUCUGCUCUUAAGGAAGUGAUCCAAUCGCUGAAGCAGAGUCAUAAUUCUGCUCCUUUAGAUGCAGCUAAGGAUACUCAAGAACGUUUUAAUUCAGCUGAGAAAGAGAUUAAGGAGCUGAAGGAAAUUCUGGAGAAAGAGAGAGAAAGAGUGUCUUUGGAGAAAAAGAAAGUUGAGUUGGAGAAGAAGAAAGCUGACGAGGCUUUGAAGAAGGUGGAGGCGGAAAAAAAGAAGGUUAAUGAAGCACAGAAUGUGGCUGCAGGAGAAAGGAAAAAGGCUGAGGAAAAUGAGCUCUUGUUGGAAAAUUUAAAGCUGGAAAUUGAUGCGGUGAAGUCAACUUUGGCUUCAGAGAACUCUAAAAUUGAAGCCGCUAAGAAGAAAGCCGAGGUGGAGAAACAGAGAGCUGCUAGAGAAAGGAAAAGGGCCGAUUUGGCUGAGAUAAAAUUAGAAGAGCAACGUGAGCUUGCAGAAACGAAUUCAAAGAAGGCCAUCUUUGAAAAGGACCGAGCUGAUGAUUUGAAUAAAAAAUUGGAAGAGGCUAGUUUUAGAGUUGAAAAACUAGAGGAGUUGAAUGAAAAAUUAUGCUUUGAAAAUGCUGUCAAGGUUCAAGCGGAUAAGUCAAGAACUGGCAUAGAUGCAAAUAAAUCAAGUGAUGUUUCCAUGGACCUGCUAAAGAAAGAUGCUCAAUUGCCAAAAUGGAUUGAAAAACUUCUCUUGGAUAAAGAGCAUAGUAUUAAUAGGGAGAGAAAGCGUGCUGAUUCAGAGGGAAAGAAAGCUAAGAAACAUAAGAAAGUUGCUGAAUCACAGAAAAAGCUGGCCCUGGAACAGAAGCAUCGAGCUGAUCAACUGUCUAAGAAAUUAGAUAGUUGUAGGUUGAUGUUAAAAGAAUUACAAACGGAUCUGGAGGAGUUUGUUUUGCAGAGGAUAAAUGCAGGUCAUGCACGUCUGAGAACUGACAAGGAUAUAAGCGAAACUUAUACAGUUAAGCUGCUUAAGAAGCGUUUGAGGCUAGAGAAGACGCUUGUAAAGCAUGCCAAUUAG
This is a messenger RNA of Striga hermonthica, 1239 nucleotides long. NCBI's taxonomy places the organism in Eukaryota, Viridiplantae, Streptophyta, Magnoliopsida, Lamiales, Orobanchaceae. The record is from the annotation of a GenBank genome assembly.